This is a messenger RNA of Melanotaenia boesemani (Boeseman's rainbowfish), 5969 nucleotides long. RefSeq names its product elastin b (gene elnb). Bases 1 to 4401 code for a protein of 1466 amino acids. The transcript has 35 exons. Lineage: Eukaryota; Metazoa; Chordata; Actinopteri; Atheriniformes; Melanotaeniidae. The record is from RefSeq and is a predicted model, not a curated record.
AUGACAAAAAUCUUUCCAGGUGGUGCAGGUACUGGCACGGCCUGGGGUCCUGGGGGCGGAAGACUCGGAGAAGGAGGACUUGGCCUCGGUACAGGUGUAGGACCUGGCUCAGGGGUUGGUUUUGGACAUGGUGGUGUAGGCACUGGUACAGCUGGGGUUCCUGGAGGUGGAAGACUUGGAGAAGGCGGACUUGGCCCCGGUACAGGUGUGGGACCUGGCUCAGGAGUUGGUUUUGGACAAGGUGGUGCAGGCACUGGGCCAGGUGGUCUUGGUUAUGGUCCAGGUGGCAUCGGAACUGGACCUGGCGGUUAUGAUGCCAGUGCCAAAGCUCGUAAAUACGGAAUGUUAAGUGGGGCACAAGGAGGGCCAGGACUGGGGACUGGAACAGGUCAGCAAAGUGGUGCUGGCACUGGCUAUGGACCAGGUGGAGUUGGACCAGGUGGUGUUGGCACUGGCUAUGGACCAGGAGGAGUUGGACCAGGUGGUGCUGGCACUGGUUAUGGACCAGGUGGAGUUGGACCAGGUGGUGCUGGCACUGGUUAUGGACCAGGAGGAGUUGGACCAGGUGGUGCUGGCACUGGUUAUGGACCAGGUGGAGUUGGACCAGGUAGUGCUGGCACUGGUUAUGGACCAGGUGGAGUUGGACCAGGUAGCGCUGGCACUGGUUAUGGACCAGGAGGUGUUGGACCAGGUGGUGCUGGCACUGGUUAUGGACCAGGAGGCUUUGGACCAGGUGGUGUUGGCACUGGUUAUGGACCAGGAGGUGUUGGACCAGGUGGAGUUGGUAUUGGCUUUGGACCUGGAGGUUAUGCAGGUGCCAAAGCACGAAAAUAUGGUAUUUCUGGAGGUGCAGGAAGUACUAUUGGUGCUGGUGCUGGAACUGGAACUGGGCCUGGUUCUGGGCUUGGAGUGGGUGGGGGAAUACCAGGCCAAGGUGUUGGACUGGGAACUGGUGGUGGACCUGGAGCAGGCGUUGGAACAGCAGGGACACCCGGUUCUGGAGGAGUUGUAACAGGAGGUGGACCAGGUGGCUUUGGACCAGGUGGUUUUGGACCAGGUGGUUUUGGACCAGGUGGUUUUGGACCAAGUGGCUUUGGACCGGGCAGUGCUGGAGGAUAUCCUGGGGGAGCCAAGGCUCUGAAAUAUGGUCUUCCUGGUGGAGGUGGAGCGCCUGGAUCUGGCCUGGGUGGAAGAUUUGGAGGCCCAGCAGCAGGUGGUUUUGGUCCAGGGAGUGGAGGAGUACUAGGGACUGGUAGAGGAUAUGGACCUGGUGGAUAUGGGCCUGGAGCUGGAUCAGUGGCUGGGACUGGUUAUGGACCAGGGGGAGGUUACGGUACGGGACCAGGGGCUGGAUAUGGAACAGGUUAUGGAGCAGGAUCCAAACCUCCUAAAUAUGGCCAACCUGGUGGAGUAGUACCUGGAGCAGGAGCCGGGACCGGCUCUGGUGUUUCAGUAAAUGGCACUAGCACAGGCGGCAGAGCAGGGACAACAGCUGGACCCAGUGGUGGAGGACUUGGAGCUGUAGGUGGCACACCAACACCACCAUCAGAAGGUGACAGUAGUGCUGGCACUGUGAUAGAGGGGUCAGGAAUUCCUGGAGAAGGGGGCACUGGUGUAGCUGGCAGACCAGUGGGGGGUGAUGGAGAUAGCCUGAAUGGAACAGGAAUCCCCAUCAUUGGAGCAACACCAGGACUCAAUGGGACUAGAUUUCCAGGUUCCACAGGACUUACCCCUGUUGGUGGUGGGGCUGUACAACCCAGUGCUGGGGUAGGAGUUGGUGGAACAAGACUUCCCCCUGGAGGUUCUGGUAGUGAUUCCUCAAGUGGAGCACUGCCUGGAGCUAAACCUAUCAAACCCCCAGGUGUUCCUAGAGGUGACACACCAGGUGAAGGCGAUGGAGAAGGAGGUCCUGAUGGAGAGAGAGGUGGUACGGUUGGAGGACCUGGAGGAGUUGGAGGGAGUCCCACCAGCACAGGGCCAGCUGGAGGUGUUUCAGGUGGUGUAGCUGGAGUGGGAAGAGGAGACAGCUCCGCUACUGGAGCUGGAGUUGGAACAGAAGGUGGAUCUGCUGGUGUAGGAGGAACACCAAAGCCUCCCAAAGCAUAUGGACCCGAUGGGACUCUAGGUGCAGGUCGUGGACCUGGUGGAGCUGGAGAGGUUGUAGGAGGAGGUGGAACUGGGCCUGGAUCAGUUGGAGGAGGUCCUGGAGGAGCACAAUUGGUACCUGGUGCUGGUGGCCCUGGUGGAGUGGAAACAAGGGGCCCAAAACCUGGAAAAAGCUAUGGAGCAGGUGGAGAUGGAAUUUUACCCGGUGGAGGGAUACGCUAUCCCACAGGAGCUGGAGCAGGAAAAGCAGGAAAAGUUUACGGCACAGGAGGCCAGGGAGGAGUUGGGCCUGGUGGUUUUGGGGUUGGUCCUGGUGGCUAUGGUACUGGUCCAGGAGGUUACGGGACUGGUCCAGGGGGCUUUGGUGCUGGGCCAGGUGGAUAUGGAACUGGAACUGGACCUGGAGGCAGAGGUAUUGGCGUUGGUCCUGGAGGUGCUGGGACUCUUGGUGUUGGAACUGGUCCAGGAGGUGUAGCAGCAGGCCAAGGCAGAGUUGGUGGUGGGCUGGGAGGAUAUGGAGGUGGUGUGGCACCUGAUGGUUCUAGAUAUGGUACAGGUCCUGGAACUGAAACUGGCAAACCACCAAAACGCUACGGAGCAGGAACUGGUGGUGUUGGGGUUGGACCUGGAGGCUAUGGAACUGGACCAGGUGGAGCUGGUUAUGGUCCAGGAAGUUUCGGUCCAGGUGGCUUUGUGCCUGGUGGUCCUGGUGCUGGUAGUUAUGGACCUGGUGGCACUGGCCCAGGUGGGUUUGUACCUGGCACCACAGGCACAGGACUGGGUGGCACUGGAACUGGACCAAGCGGAUUUGGACCAGGUGGUGUUGGCACAGGACCAGGCAGCUAUGGACCUGGUGGAACAGGGACAGUUCCUGGUGUUUAUACUGCUGGAGGUCAGGGACUAGGGACAAGAAAACCACCAAAAUCAGGCUACGGAUCAUCACUGGGUGGCUAUGGACACGGGGCAGGACUUGGACCUGGUGGGCCUGGUACUUUUGGUCCAGGUGGUGUUGGUACAGGAACAGGAGGCUUCGGACCAGGUGGUGUUGGAGCAGGAACAGGAGGCUUCGGACCAGGUGGUGUUGGAGCAGGAACAGGAGGCUUCGGACCAGGUGGUGUUGGAGCAGGAACAGGAGGCUUCGGACCAGGUGGUGUUGGAGCAGGAACAGGAGGCUUCGGACCAGGCGGUGUUGGAGCAGGAACAGGAGGCUUCGGACCAGGCGGUGUUGGUGCAGGAACAGGAGGCUUCGGACCAGGCGGUGUUGGUGCAGGAACAGGAGGCUUCGGACCAGGCGGUGUUGGUACAGGAACAGGAGGCUUCGGACCAGGUGGUGUUGGAGCAGGAACAGGAGGCUUCGGACCAGGCGGUGUUGGAGCAGGAACGGGAGGCUUCGGACCAGGCGGUGUUGGGACAGGACCUGGCAGUUUUGGACCAGGUGGUGUUGGUACAGGAACAGGAGGCAUCGGACCAGGCGGUGCUGGGACAGGAACUGGAUUUGGACCAGGUGGUCAGGGAUUAGGAAAAAGAAAACCUUAUAAAUCUGGUUAUGGAGCAGCCGGUUUUGGGGCAGCAGGAGGCUUAGCAGGAGGAACUGGUCCUGCUGGAACUGGAGCUAGACCUGGUGGCUAUGGUCCUGGAGGAUUUGGCCCAGGUGGAGCUGGACCAGGCCUUUCUGGGACUGGUGGUGUCGGACCUGGUGGCUUUGGUCCAGGAGGUGCUGGACCAGGUGGAUUUGGUCCAGGAGGUGCUGGACCUGGUGGAUUUGGUCCAGGAGGUGCUGUUCCAGGUGGAUUUGGUCCAGGAGGUGCUGGACCAGGUGGAUUUGGUCCAGGAGGUGCUGGACCAGGUGGAUUUGGUCCAGGAGGUGCUGGGCCUGGUGGGUAUGGACCUGGUGGCCAAACACUCGGAACAAGAAAGCCUCAGAAAUCCGGUUAUGGUUCAUCUUUGGGUGGAACUGGUUAUGUACCAGGUGGUGGAGGGGGGGGUCUUCCUGGUUCAGGAACAGGAGGUGCUAUUGGAGGUGGCCCAGGUGAUGUAGCCGGAGGAACAAGAGGAGCAGGAGGUCCAGGUGGACCAGGCCAAACUAUAGGAGGAGGAGUGGGUGUCCCGUCAGCAGGGGGUGCUGGCCCUGGAUACGGUGGAACUGGAGGAGGCUAUCCAGGAUAUGCAGGAACUGGACAAAAAUCAAAGGCACAGAAGGCAGCCAAAUAUGCAAAUUUGCAGGCCUUACUUGGAGCUGGAGGCUACAGAGGUGGCGGCUGUCAGGGUAAAUACUGUGGCCGAAGGAGGAAGUGAGAGCCCAACAGACAGGAAGUGACCUCAUUGAAGCAACAGUGGUGCUAUACUAUGAUCAGAUUAUAAAUAUCUUGCCUGCCAUAGAAGCUGAAGCCUACAGAAGCCGCAGGCUCUUUUUGAACAUGAGAACUGGUUCUCAGCCUGUUCAGAUACUGUUUUUUUUUUGAAGGCCUGAAAUACAGAGCAGUCAUACAGAGUUGUGUGUGAUUAAGCUAUUUAAAUUUGGUCUAAUUAGGCAUUCACUAGUUCGUAAGAAAAAGCACAAGUUAGAGUAGAUUUGAACUCCAAGAAAUAGGAAUAAGAAAGUUUGGGGAGUACCAAAUUUAAGGCCAUGAAAUUUUUAAGCUAUAGUUUGAAGUUGUUGACAUUUAUUCUAAAAACAGAUUAUUUCCCCUUAAGAAACACUUUAUAACAGCAGAUCCUGCCUGUCAGGCUGAGAACCACUGACAUAAACAGUCAUUAUUUCUUUUUUAAUCAACAAGGAAGAGCUGCUCUAUAAUAACUUUGUGUGUAUUGUUGCUGCAUUGAAUCUGAUUUAUGUUACUAUGCGAGAAUAUCCAUGAAUCCUCUGGGUAACGAAUGAUUCCAAGGACUUCCUUAGGGUGGCUCCUUCAGACCUGUCUGCAUGCUGACACAAUAUUUAAACUUAUUUUUUUUAUCCAGUAACACUGAAUUUACAUUUGGUUUGCAAAGUUACAUGUUUUCCUAAGCAGUCAAUUCACUGUUUUCAGCUUUUAUAUCACAAUACAAACACUUAGAAAUCUUUCAAGCUUUGUGUAGACAAAAAUAGAUAGCUUUUAUUUCUGGGAACAAUGAACAAAAGCAACUCUAGGUUUAGUUUUUCUUUGGGUGUGGUGUUUUGACUGGUCGUUAUCUCAUCCUGGAGAAGUAGACUGUUCACGUCAGCUGUAUUCAGACCUCAGUGUCAUCAGCUGUUUGACACUUAUGAGAUACUUCUAAUCACAUUUAAAACACAGUUUUUUUUUUAUAGCUAAAUAACACAAAGAGGUUUAAUGUAGUUUUGCAAACAUGCAUAAAUUAGUAACUGUUGCUCUAAAAGAAUGAUAGGCUUUGACAUUUGCUGUUGAUAAAAGCAUUUAAACUAAAUGUGAGGUAAUAUGGCAAGAAUACAUGAAGGUGCAUUCAAGUGACAUCUGAGGAGUAGUGUUUACUGUGUUUUUCUUCUUUCGAUGUACCUUUGUACACACUGUUGGAAAAAUUGCUCACGUUUACUAGUUUUUUUUAAAUUAUGCUGAAAAAUGUAUUUAGUCUCAUUUUACAAAUUUCAGUACCUUAGUAUACUAUUUGAGUUAGUCAUUCUGUGUGUGUGUUUUGACUUUUUUAGCAACAUAAAUAGAAGUGCUUUGUUUUCUACAUUGUCCUUGAAUGUAUGUUGAACCACAAUGUAAUCUGUGACUCCAUGAGGAUAAAAAAGAAGUGUAACUAUAUCUCAUCUUGUGUUUGAGCUUAUUUUUGUGUCUCUGUUGUGUAGCUCAACCAGCUGUGUUGUUUAUGUGGCCUAUGAAGAAAAUUAUGCACUUUUGUACAUUUUCUUUUAAAUAAAAAGA